Molecule: messenger RNA, 1575 nt
Organism: Naegleria lovaniensis
Lineage: Eukaryota; Heterolobosea; Eutetramitea; Acrasida; Naegleriidae
Exons: 3
Coding region: 1-1575 (524 amino acids)
Biological process (GO): protein phosphorylation
Molecular function (GO): protein kinase activity; ATP binding
Source: RefSeq, a predicted model, not a curated record
AUGGAGCUAACACUUUGGAAUAAUGGCACUGACAGAAUACUGUUUCUAGAGACUGGAACCAAUCUGAUUUUUAGGUUGAAUGAAACACAAGAUCAUCAAGCAGUGUUACAUUUUGAGAACAACAGAACAAACUCUCUGAGAUUAGAUCGUAUUGCAGUAUUCAUGUAUUCUGCUCAUGACGUUCCCAUUACGUUACACUCCGCUCUAUCCAUCUACAAUGAAAAGAACUGGGCUAUUGAAGUUGUACUUCAUGUGGAUGAUUGUCCUUCUGGGUUACAAAUGGACCUACAGCAAAUUCCUGCCAACUCUUAUGGAUGUAAUAAUUCUCCACCAAUACCGUAUAAUGUUAUUAUACCAGUUGUUUCUAUUGUUUCCAUCCUUUCCAUUUCCAUCCUUGUUUUAUUGCUAUAUGUCACAUUCAAAGUUUUGGGUAGCAUAUUUGCCAAGUUAAACCGAUUGAAACGAAAAGAAGAGGCAGAGAAGAAAAUGGAAUCAAAAUUAAUUGACAAGAGAAUUGUUUUGAUGGAUGAAGAAUAUUCCGUCUUUAAUCAAACUACAGGUCAAGGAAUCGAUGAAAGUACAUCAUUGUUACACCCUAAAAGAGAAAAAUCAGUUGUGCCCGGCACUACAAGUAUUAAUCAUUCGACAGCACAGAAUUCCAGAAAAAAUAAUCUGCAUCAUACUUGGAUAAUUUCCAUCGAUGAAAUAGAAAUCUUACGAAGAAUAUCUGAAGACGAGAAUGAUGAAGCAGAGAAAGAUGAAGAAUUUGAAAGAGAAGCAUCAUUGCUGGCCUCCAUUCGUCAUCCAAAUGUUGUUCAGUUUUUUGGAGUCAUUAUGGCUGGAACUAAGAAAUAUAUGGUUGUUGAGUAUUUGGACAAUGGAAGCUUAGAUCAAUUAAUUUAUCGUUCCAAAAAUGGCAUAGAAAAAUUGGAUAUUUAUCGAAAAAUUGACAUUUUACUAGGUGUUUCUAAAGGAAUGCAAUAUUUACAUUCGUUAAAGCCACACGGAAUUAUUCAUAGAGACUUAAAACCUGGAAACAUUCUUAUCUCCAAAAGCUACACAUCGAAAAUUUGUGACUUUGGUUUAAGCAAGACAUCUAAGAACCAAAGCACUUCGAAUAGUGCCGCCACUACCAAUGUCGGAACAUUAUUUUACAUGUCAAAUGAAAUGAUCAGCGGAGACUCAAAAUACAAUCACAAGACUGAUGUUUACAGUUUUGCAAUUGUUAUGUGGGAAUUAUUUUUCGAAGAAAAUCCUUAUUUAAAUUUUGGAUCUAAGAAAUUAUAUGGAAAUAUGGUUGACACGAAUGCUAUGCACACAGAUGUCUAUGGGUUUAACAUUCUUCCAAAAAUUGUCAACGGUUUACGCCCAAUAAUUCCAUUUCACACAAAGACAGAGUUAAGAAAGUGGAUUGAAGAAUUUCACUUUUACCAAGAGAAUUCAGAUUUGGAAAAAUUGUCUGACAUUUGCGAGAAGUACAUUUCAAUCAUGAAAUCAUGUUGGAGUCAUGACUCUAGUGCACGACCUGAAUUUUCGGAAGUCACCUCCAGAUUAACCGAGCUAUUGAGCUUUUAA